Messenger RNA from Solea solea (common sole), 3433 nucleotides. RefSeq names its product abhydrolase domain containing 17A, depalmitoylase b (gene abhd17ab). NCBI's taxonomy places the organism in Eukaryota, Metazoa, Chordata, Actinopteri, Pleuronectiformes, Soleidae. The coding region runs from base 693 to 1679 and encodes 328 amino acids. The transcript has 5 exons. The record is from RefSeq and is a predicted model, not a curated record. Gene Ontology annotation, molecular function: palmitoyl-(protein) hydrolase activity. Gene Ontology annotation, biological process: protein depalmitoylation. Gene Ontology annotation, cellular component: plasma membrane; endosome membrane.
ACAGCGGAGAAGUCGAAAAACAGCGGAGAGGUCGAAAAACAGCGGAGAAGUCGAAAAACAGCGGAGAAGUCGAAAAACAGCGCACAGACUAGGAUUUAGAGGAAUGGCAUAAAGUCAGAGGACAGUGUAGCUCCGCCCCCUGAGGUCUCGCUCACCAGACGCCGUGUUUUAGCGCUGUUUCCACGACGCGUGACCGUGAAUUAACCAUGUUGUUUGUUUUGCUACGAGCUCGUGUUUAUGUCUCGUUUUUUAAGCUCAAGCCAACAACGCGUUUAGUUGAACUCGUUUCUCCCGCAAAAUAACACUUUUAAAAACACGUCAUUGUUGAAGAGAGAAGAAGAAAGUGUUUGUUUUGUUUGCGUGGGAACGAACCGUCACGACUGUAACUGGACACGCGUCUGAAACUCAAGGAAACGUCCAGGAACUUUGUGUCUGAGCAGAAACUCGGGAACAAAAUGGAUGAAAUGAGGACUGAGAUACUCGGUGAAUAACACCGUCAGCUUUGGCUUUUCCUGCCUCUGCUGCUGCUGCUGUUUCUGCUGCUGUUUCUGCUGCUGCUGUGUCUGCUGCUGCUGCUGCUGACAGGACACUUCUGCUCAAUCCUGUCCAUGAAGUGAAGCUGAAGUUAUUUUACUCAGUUCUUCAGCUCUACAGCAUCACAGUGAUCCUCUUGUUCCCCUGCACAGUGAACGAUGAACAGCCGUUCUCUCAGGGAGCUCUUCUGCCUGUUCUGCUGCCCGCCUUUCCCCAGUAGCAUCGCAGCCAAGCUCGCCUUCCUGCCCCCUGAGCCCACGUACACCUUCUUCCCUGACCCAGACGCUGGCCCCGCUUCAGCAAUAACAAAGGCGCCUUCGAGUCAGUGGAGGCAAAGUGGGAGUGGCAGUGGCAGUGGGAGUGGGAGUGGGAGUGGGAGUGCUGGUGUUGCAGAGGAGAAAUGGAAGCUUCACCUGAAGGAGCCAGAACACCAAGACUUCCAGUACUCGCUGAGAGAGGUGGACACGACAGAGGUGUUCUUCACUCGCUCCAGCCGAGGGAACAGAGUCGGCUGCAUGUACAUUCGUUGUGUCCCUAAUCCAAGAUAUACGCUGCUGUUCUCUCACGGUAACGCCGUGGACCUGGGCCAGAUGAAGAAUUAUUGCAUUGCCCUCGGCACUCGCAUCAACUGCAACAUCUUCUCCUACGACUAUUCGGGCUACGGUGUCAGUACUGGCGAGCCCAGUGAGAAGAACCUGUAUGCAGACAUAGACGCUGCCUGGCACGCCCUGCGCGCACGGUACGGCAUCAGCCCAGAGAAUAUAAUCCUAUACGGUCAGAGCAUCGGAACAGUUCCCACCGUAGACCUGGCGUCGCGGUACGAGUGUGCUGCAGUUGUUCUUCACUCCCCUCUGACGUCUGGCAUGAGAGUGGCCUUUCCCGACACAAAGAAAACCUACUGCUUUGAUGUUUUUCUCAACAUUGAGAAAGUGUCCAAAAUCACGUCUCCAGUGCUCAUCAUCCACGGCACACAGGACAAGGUGAUUGACUUCUCGCAUGGUGUGGCCCUGUUCGAGCGCUGCCCCAAGGCUGUGGAGCCGCUCUGGGUGGAGGGAGCGGGACAUAACGAUGUCGAAAUCUACAGCCAGUAUCUGGAGAGACUUCGCCACUUCAUAGGACAAGAGCUGGGGACGCAACACAUGUGACCAUCACCACCACAAUCAUCAAUACGCUUUCUACACCUCACCACGUGGACGAGGUGUGAGGCUUCACGUACAGACGGUCUGCUUUGAAUGGAUCGUGACAGUACAGCUGCCAUGUGUUCGGGGCAGUAGAUGUACUGCUGUACUGUGCAGUAACAAGGACAGCUUUACUGGAAUUUAAAUUAAAAAAAGAGCUAACUGAUCAAGUCAUCUAGUGUUGAAGUGGUUAGUAUUGUUGCCUCACAGCAAGAGGGGUCACCAUUUCGGAUCCUGAUUCAACUGAGGGCCUUUCUGUGUAGAGUUUGCAUGUUCUCCCCCGUGUGUGCGUGGGUUCUUUCUGGGUUCUUUCUGGGUUCUUUCUGGGUUCUUGGGUUUCCGACCACAGUCCAAAGACAUGCAGAGGUUAACUGGACACUACACUGACUGUAGGUGUGAAUGUGAGAGUGAAUGGCUGGUGACCUGUCCAGGGCGUGACCUGUCCAGGGCGUGACCUCCUGUCCAGGGCGCGACCUGAUAUUUUUGGUUUUCUUAUUUGUACAUUCAGCCAUUUUUUUAGUCAGUCAUAGCAAUAAUUAAUAACAAUAAUUAAGAUAAUAAAGCUAACGUAUCUCACACCUUUUUAGUAGAGGUACAUUUUAAGAAGAAACAUGAAAUCUGACGCUCUGUGUCACCUGGCAGGCUCUUUAUUCUGGUUCCUUAAACUUGGGGUUAAAAGAUUUAGAUUUAGAAGAUUUCACUUUAUGCAUUUAGCGUACCAUUCAUACUUAAAGAUCCAAAUGUAGGUGAUUAUUUUUUUUACCUGGUUGUAUGAAUAUCCUUUUAUAUUUAUAUCAGGGCAGCUCUACAGGGGAAGCCAUUUUGGUCUUCUGUGUUUUUACAGUAGCCCACAACGGACAAACUAAACAUGUUUUAAUGCUAACUGAAGGCUAAGUGUGAGGUGAUAUUCAGCAGCAACUUGUACGCUUGUUGUUUCCUUGUUUUUUUGUGUUUUUUGGUGAGCGCUAAGUUGUUAGCGUACCAGUGGACUUCCUAGUAUAACAUUAAGCAGGUUCCAUGGUUACGAGAGCACCACCCCACCAUCACGUGGACGUGGAAAGAAUGACUCGGCCCUUGUGCUCAAUCCUAUUCCUCAUUUUUACACCUAGCUUUACCCCUUUAAAGCAAAUCUACCCCUUUAAAGCAAAUGGGAAGCCCCUGCAAGUAGCGUAGUUGCACAACAUGCUAACCUAGCUGAAGGGCAAAGGGCAAAGUUAGCACUUCCACUUAAACUUACCUGUUUACCUCAACAACAGUCCUGAUACACGAGGUGCAAAACAGAUCAGUAGCACUAACUUGUUGGGCAAAGGGUAAAAUGAAGGGAUUGAGUUGGUGUUUAGAGACUGACAGAAGGACAACAUGUUGUUUUAUGAUUAAACUUUCUGUGUUUAUAGACACGCUUGAUGCAUUUUGACAGGUAAUCAGAGUGACUUUUGUUUUUAAUGUACUUAAUGUAGUUUUUGCUCAGGUAAACCACUUUCUGAUGGUGUGUGUGUGUGUGUGUGUGUGUGUGUGUGUCCAAUCCUUUUGAGCAAAUAUUGAAUUGCAUCUGUUUUUAUUAACCAUUCCAUUUUAGAAGUAAGCAAAGUCCAAUCCUUAAAAUGAGGGACGGACCAGUCCUUCAGUCUGUUACAGCUUUAACUUUCAGUACCUGAGUCUGUGGUGGAACAUGUUUGUAUUGCAGUGACAAAGAAAGAAUGAAGAUUCCUUAAUCUCCUCCA